This is a messenger RNA of Prunus armeniaca (apricot), 888 nucleotides long. NCBI's taxonomy places the organism in Eukaryota, Viridiplantae, Streptophyta, Magnoliopsida, Rosales, Rosaceae. The record is from the annotation of a GenBank genome assembly.
AUGAAGUUGGUAGUGUUUAUUACUCAACUGUACGUUCUGUGCCACCUUGUCUUGGCCGAUCAGAUCUUCCCAGCUCACCUAGGUGGCACAUUUAGUCGCAGCUCUCGUGAACCAAAAUACAAGAUUGAAUUCCAUCCUGAAGACUCACCUUUUCAUCCUGAGGAUGGUCAAGAGUCCGUGGUUAUGCCAAAUGACAAUGGACAAAAUUUUAUAUGUUACUUGCCUAAGGUGGAGGAAGCCAAGAGUGGGAAGCAAGUCCUUCAGCAUAAUAUAAGCAGCGUGAUUGUGGAAACUGAGAAACGAGUUAAAAUGAAGACACCAGAUGAGCUGCUUGAAGUACUCAAGGACCAAUGCUUUAUCAGACAAGAGGGUUGGUGGUCAUAUGAGUUUUGCUAUCAGAAGAGAUUACGGCAAAUUCAUUUGGAAGAUGAGAAGGUGGUUCAGGAAUUUAUUUUGGGUAUAUAUGAUGCAGAGGCCACUGCUGCUGUCAACCAGAAUCUUUCUGACAUAUCUAGACUUAAAGAUCCACGGUCAAAAGAUGCAUACCAAAGGUAUCAUGCUCACCAAUAUACAAAUGGGACUACAUGUGAUCUUACAGACCAACAACGGGCGACGGAGGUGAGAUUUGUGUGCUCAGAGGGCAGAGCUAUGAUUAAUUCAGUUACAGAGAUAGCCACUUGCAAGUAUGCAGUUACAAUUCAGUGCCCCACACUUUGCAAGCACCCAGCAUUCCUAGCAGAGAGACCAGUAUGGCAGGCCAUUAACUGUAAUGUGCUUCCCAAGGAUUACAAGGAAACCAAAGCAGAGGAAGAAUCUAAUAUUAAGCAGAUAGUUUUGGUCGCAGACACAGACAGUGAAUCUCCAUCUAAUGAUGUUUCGGAUGAGUAA